AGCCGCAGAACAGUAUGCCUGACAUCAUUAUCUGGAUGAUCCGGGGAGAGAAAAGACUGGCCUAUGCUCGGAUUCCCGCUCACCGGGUGUUAUACUCCACCAGCGGCGAGAACGCCUCUGGCAAGCACUGUGGGAAAACCCAGACCAUCUUUCUCAAGUAUCCACAGGAGAAAAGCAACGGGCAGAAAGUGCCCGUGGAAUUGCGAGUGAACAUCUGGCUGGGUUUGAGUGCUGUCGAGAAGAAGUUUAAUAGCUUCGCAGAAGGCGCUUUCACCGUCUUUGCUGAAAUGUAUGAAAAUCAAGCUCUCAUGUUUGGAAAAUGGGGCACUUCUGGAUUAGUGGGACGUCACAAAUUUUCUGAUGUCACAGGGAAAAUCAAGCUCAAGAGAGAAUUCUUCUUGCCUCCAAAAGGCUGGGAAUGGGAAGGAGAUUGGGUUGUUGAUCCUGAAAGAAGCUUGCUGACAGAGGCGGAUGCGGGUCACACGGAGUUCACGGAUGAAGUCUAUCAGAAUGAGAGUCGCUACCCCGGGGGCGAGUGGAAGGCGGCAGAGGAAACUUACACCGAUGCGAAUGGCGAUAAAGCAGCAUCACCCAGCGAGCUGACUUGUCCCCCAGGUUGGGAAUGGGAAGACGACGCUUGGGUGUAUGACAUCAACCGAGCAGUGGACGAGAAAGGCUGGGAGUAUGGAAUUACCAUUCCCCCCGAUAAUAAGCCCAAAUCCUGGGUUGCAGCAGAGAAAAUGUAUCACACUCAUAGGCGGCGAAGACUGAUCCGAAAACGCAAGAAGGAUAUAACACAGACGGCCUCAAGUACUGCCAAGGCCAUGGAGGAAUUUGAAGACCGAGAGGGCUGGGAAUAUGCUUCUUUAAUCGGCUGGAAAUUUCACUGGAAACAGCGUAGUUCAGAUACCUUUCGCCGCAGACGCUGGAGGAGAAAAAUGGCUCCUUCAGAAACACACGGUGCAGCUGCCAUCUUUAAACUUGAAGGUGCCCUUGGGGCAGACACCACGGAGGACGGGGAUGAGAAGAGCUUGGAGAAGCAGAAGCACAGUGCCACCACCGUGUUUGGAGCAAACACGCCCAUUGUUUCUUGCAAUUUUGACAGAGUGUACAUGUACCACCUGCGCUGUUACAUCUAUCAAGCCAGAAACCUCAUGGCUUUAGACAAGGACAGCUUUUCAGACCCGUAUGCACACGUCUCCUUCCUCCAUCGAAGCAAGACCACCGAGAUCAUCCACUCGACCCUGAAUCCCACGUGGGACCAAACGAUUAUAUUUGAUGAAAUUGAAAUCUACGGGGAACCCCAAGCGGUUCUGCAGAACCCACCCAGGGUGGUCAUGGAGCUUUUCGACAAUGACCAAGUGGGCAGAGAUGAGUUUUUAGGACGAAGCGUCUUCUCUCCUCUGGUGAAACUAACCUCAGAAAUGGACGUCACGCCCAAACUUCUCUGGUACCCAGUAAUGAAUGGUGGCAAGGCCUGCGGAGAUGUCCUUGUAACUGCAGAGCUGAUUAUGAGGGAAAAGGAUGGCUCCAACCUUCCCAUCCUUCCCUCCCAAAGGGCACCGAAUCUGUACAUGGUCCCCCAGGGGAUCCGGCCUGUGGUCCAGCUCACGGCCAUCGAGAUUCUAGCAUGGGGCUUAAGAAACAUGAAAAACUACCAGAUGGCCUCCAUUGCGUCCCCCAGCCUCGUUGUGGAGUGUGGAGGAGAAAGGGUGGAAUCCGUGGUGAUCAAAAACCUUAAGAAGACGCCCAACUUCCCAAGCUCUGUCCUCUUCAUGAAAGUGUUCUUGCCCAAGGAGGAGCUGUACAUGCCUCCGCUGGUGAUCAAGGUCAUCGACCACAGGCAGUUUGGGCGGAAGCCCGUCGUGGGCCAGUGCACCAUCGACCGUCUGGACCGCUUCCGCUGCGACCCUUACGCGGGAAAGGAAGACUUUGUGCCCCAGCUCAAAGCCUCUCUUCUGUCUGCCCCACCCUGCCGAGACAUCGUGAUCGAAAUAGAAGACACCAAACCAUUACUGGCUUCUAAGUGCUUAAGCAGUAUGUCAACAGCACUCAGCAAAAUGGCCCCUCCAGCGUCAGUGCAUCUGACAGAAAAGGAGGAAGAAGUCGUGGACUGGUGGAGUAAAUUUUAUGCUUCCUCGGGGGAACUUGAGAAAUGCGGACAGUAUAUUCAGAAAGGCUACUCCAAACUGAAGGUAUACAAUUGUGAACUGGAAGAUGUGCCAGAAUUUGAGGGCCUGACAGACUUCUCAGAUACUUUCAAGCUGUACCGAGGCAAAUCAGACGAAAACGAAGACCCUUCCGUGGUGGGCGAGUUUAAGGGCUCCUUCCGCAUCUACCCGCUGUCGGAUGACCCCAGCGUGCCGGCCCCGCCCAGGCAGUUUCGAGAAUUACCUGACAGCGUCCCACAGGAAUGCACGGUUAGGAUUUACAUUGUUCUAGGCUUAGCGCUCCAGCCUCAGGACAACAAUGGCUUGUGUGACCCUUACAUAAAAAUAACGCUGGGCAAAAAAGUCAUCGAAGACCGAGACCACUACGUUCCCAACACGCUCAACCCGGUUUUUGGCAGGAUGUAUGAACUGAAUUGCUACCUACCCCAAGAAAAAGACCUGAAGAUUUCUGUCUAUGACUAUGACACCUUCACCCGUGAUGAAAAAGUCGGAGAAACCAUCAUCGAUCUGGAGAACCGAUUCCUGUCCCGCUUUGGGUCCCACUGCGGUAUCCCUGAGCAGUACUGCAUUUCCGGAGUUAACACCUGGCGAGAUCAACUGAGGCCAACACAGCUGCUUCAGAAUGUAGCCAGGUUCAAAGGCUUCCCGCAAUCCAUCCUUUCCGAAGACGGAAGUAGAAUCAGAUAUGGAGGACGGGACUACAGUUUGGAGGAAUUUGAAGCCAACAAAGUCCUGCACCGGCACCUGGGGCCUCCAGAAGAGCGGCUUGCCCUCCACAUCCUCAGGACUCAGGGGCUGGUCCCUGAGCACGUGGAAACCAGGACUUUACACAGCACCUUCCAGCCCAAUAUCUCCCAGGGAAAACUUCAGAUGUGGGUGGACAUCUUCCCCAAGAGUCUGGGGCCGCCGGGACCUCCGUUCAACAUCACACCCCGGAAGGCCAAGAAAUACUACCUGCGUGUGAUCAUCUGGAACACCAAAGACGUCAUCUUGGAUGAAAAGAGCAUCACGGGAGAGGAAAUGAGUGACAUCUACGUCAAAGGCUGGAUUCCUGGCAAUGAAGAAAACAAACAGAAAACAGAUGUCCAUUACCGGUCCUUGGAUGGCGAAGGGAAUUUUAACUGGAGAUUCAUUUUCCCGUUUGACUACCUCCCAGCAGAACAACUCUGUAUCGUGGCUAAAAAAGAGCAUUUCUGGAGUAUCGACCAGACGGAAUUCCGGGUCCCCCCCAGACUGAUCGUUCAGAUAUGGGACAAUGACAAGUUUUCUCUGGAUGACUACUUGGGUUUCCUAGAACUCGAUUUGCAUCACACCAUCAUUCCAGCAAAAUCAUCGGAGAAGUGCCGUUUGGACAUGAUCCCGGACCUCAGAGCCACGGACCCCCUGAAAACCAAGACCGCCUCCCUCUUUGAGCAGAAGUCCAUGAAAGGGUGGUGGCCGUGCUACGCAGAGAAAGAUGGCUGCCGCGUGAUGGCUGGGAAAGUGGAGAUGACACUGGAGGUGCUCAACGAGAGGGAGGCCGACGAGAAGCCAGCUGGGAAGGGGCGGGAUGAACCCAACAUGAACCCCAAGCUCGAACCGCCAAACCGACCAGAAACAUCCUUCCUCUGGUUCACCAACCCGUGCAAGACCAUGAAGUUCAUCGUGUGGCGCCGGUUCAAGUGGGUCAUCCUCGGCCUGCUCUUCCUACUGAUUCUGCUGCUUUUCGUGGCCGUGCUCCUCUACUCCUUGCCGAACUAUUUGUCAAUGAAGAUUGUGAGACCAAAUGCAUAAAGAAAGUCAAGCCUUCUUUUCAAGACUUGUCCAGUAUUGAGGGAAUCCUGCCUGUUGGUGGACCAGGAUCAAGUGUGAUUUCAUUCAUGUCUGAGACUGCAGCCCCAUGGUCUGUCCUCUGUGUCCCCAGGUCUGUCGGUUCCCAGAGGGUCUUCAUCCUGGAAAGUCAGUCCAACAAGCAGCAUUUGAUCUUGCUAUCUUUUAAAGUAUUAAAAGUUUUGUUUUCUAAAGUUUUAAUCAAGUUUUUCAAACUAUUUUUCAAGGUGGCUGGUCCCAUUUAAAAAUCAUAUUUUUAUGUGUCUUUAGUUUGAGAAUUCGAUUUUUGAAAAUUGCUGAAAUGGAAUUUGAAAAUCUCUGCGUCUUGAGGUCAUAUACUUAUUUGUAAUCGCCUAAAAGGACUGUGCAUUAUGGAAACAGAAUAGUUAGAGUAAGUCUUAUUUAUACCUGCAAAUAUGAUAUUUUGUAUGGAUAAACAUUAUGAAACUCUAUUUAACCUCUGUGAUGAACUGAAAUAAAAACAUUUCACCUUUA
Molecule: messenger RNA, 4475 nt
Organism: Carlito syrichta (Philippine tarsier)
Lineage: Eukaryota; Metazoa; Chordata; Mammalia; Primates; Tarsiidae
Product: myoferlin
Exons: 32
Coding region: 15-3944 (1309 amino acids)
Biological process (GO): T-tubule organization; membrane fusion; plasma membrane repair
Cellular component (GO): plasma membrane
Molecular function (GO): phospholipid binding
Source: RefSeq, a predicted model, not a curated record